Messenger RNA from Mauremys mutica (yellowpond turtle), 3488 nucleotides. RefSeq lists its product as uncharacterized. The record is from RefSeq and is a predicted model, not a curated record. Lineage: Eukaryota; Metazoa; Chordata; Testudines; Geoemydidae. Bases 1 to 1983 code for a protein of 660 amino acids. The transcript has 17 exons. Gene Ontology annotation, biological process: microtubule-based movement. Gene Ontology annotation, molecular function: microtubule motor activity; ATP binding; microtubule binding.
AUGGACGCUGGGCAGGCCAAGCAGGAGGCAUGUGUGCGAGCAGCAGUGGGACUCCGACGCACAGCAGGCUCGGGGAAGCAGGAGAAUUUCCGGGUCGUGAAUGAAGACUCCAGCCGGCUGAUUUUCAUAGAUAAGGCAGACAAGGACAUUCAGGAGGGCUGCUUCACAUUUGAUGGCAUCUUUAGUCUGGAUACGGGGCAGGACGAGGUGUUCUUGGAGCUGGUGAGACCCCUGCUGGCCAUGGUGCCCCUUGGUUACAGCGUGUCCCUGCUGCUGUGGGAGGCCCAUUGCGCUGUCACCAAGCCGCAGCCUCAGGGCACUGGGCAGCACCACAGCAUCAUCCAGCAGGUGAUAGAAACCGUCUUCCAGGAUCCCAAGCUCCCAGGGGAUGGCAGGGAGCAACUGCAAACUGUCAGCUUUGUCCAGCUUUGUGCAGAUGGAAAUGCCCGGGACCUUCUCAGCCCCAGAAAUCAAGCCCUGCACGUGCUGGACGUCCCCCCGCUGGGUCUGAUGGUGGAAGAGGCAAGUGAAAUUGUUGUGUCCAACUCUACAGCUGCCUACAGCUUCUAUGUGAGGGGGCUGGAGGACAGUCCAGCACCGUCCCAAGGGUGUUCGCAGCAGUCCCAGGUGGAGCAGCAUGCUGCCAUGUGCGCCAGCCUGUUCACCCUCACCGUGGAGCAGGAGCUGGAGGGGUGCAGGCGCCAACGCUCGGCUGUCAGGAUUUUGGAGUUCCCCCGAGGGGCCGGGCCCUGUGUGGAGCCUCUCUCACCCCUGUUCCAAGCUCUGGCUCCUGGUGAGCUCCUGGACGAUGCAGGAUUCCUCCCUUGGGUUCUCAAGCGGGUGAUAGAAGGAAACAACCUCACAUUCCUGCUGCUGUGUUUGACCCUGCCAGAUGCCUCUGGAGAAGAGAUCCUGUCAGCCCUCUCACUGGCUGAGCAGGUGAGGGGACGGGCCAAGAAGGUCUCACCAACCCACUGGGAUCCUGCCAAAGCAGCUUGGAGGCAGAGGGCAGAGAUCCGAGAGCUGAGGGCCCAGCUCCUCUCCAGCAGCAGCCAUACAGUGCAGGAGAGUGUGAUCAGCCAGCUGAGAAGAGUGCUGAGGGACCUGCAGGUGCUGAAAAACCAGAGCUGGGAGAAAAAGAAAGAGAUGUCGGAAGCAUUUGAAGGAAGUGGGAGCUGUCAUCCUGAAGCCAAGGGUCGAAUUCCAUUGUGGCCAGGCAGGGACGAUCAGCUUACAAACCAGGUGCUGACAGAAAUGCUGAGAAGCCAAGAGUUCCUGGACAGAGGCAACCCCAAGCCAGAUGGAGACGUCCCAGGGUUUGUUCCCCUCUGUAAUGACAAAGGAGGUGAAGCUGCCACAAGUAGCCUCGGGUGGUUUGGCCGAAUCCCCCCAAGCAUGGGAGCAGUGACAGGGGAGAAGCCUUUGCAAAGUGGAGCCAGCAGAACACAGGAACCAACCGGCACUGCUAGUGUGACCGGCACGGUGGGGAGCUGGGCCUCUCAGCAGCACCCAGCCCUGGAGCUGCAGUUUGCAGUGGCCAAGGCCAGGAGGCUGCGUCUGCGGGAGCAGCACCAGCAGCUCAUCCAGCAGGAACUGCUGAAGCUGGAGGAGGAGCUAGCAGGGAACCAGGAGCUCCCUCCUCCCCCGCGGGAUGCGUGGUGCUGGCCCAAGGAGAAGGCAGUGCUGGCCCUGCAGCUGGAAGCACUGCGGAGGGAAUGGGCUGAGGCAGAGAAGGACCUGGAGGCACUGUACCAGCAGCACAGACGGGAAGCGGAGGCUCAGAAACAACAUGUGCUACAGGUGUUUCGGGCCUAUCGGGGUCUCUCAGAGGAGCAGACUGAUGCACUUGAUCGACGGUACCGGAAGCUGUUGCAGGAGGCCCUCCAGGACGCCAUCUCCCUGUCUGCGCAGAACCAGCAGCUCCGGGCACACAGCCAGCUGGGCUGCACUGAUUGCGCCACGCAGACAGACCCGCACUCCUGAGCAGUGAGCUGUACCAUGCCAGAGCGCUCUGCCCCCACCCCUGGGGGAGCAAACACUGGAGAUUUGGGGGGGGGGGAAGAGGGGGCAAUGCCUGCCAAUCAUUCCAGGGAAGAGGUGCAGUUUGAGUAACCCUUGGGCCAGCCUUUCUUACAGCACCAGGCAGGUGUUCUGGUGUUUUAGCAGGUCUCUGAGCAGCUGGGGAGCUCUACCUGCAUCUGCUGAAUUGGGGAGUUGUCUGUGUGCAAUGGCAGACUGGCCCUGGGAGGUUAUGGGGGACUGAGCAGGCAAUGUGUGAGCACAUGGCUAGCUCAAUACAGCACCUUCCCCCCCUCCCCCUCCAACAGGGUUGGGAGAGAGCAGAGCUUCAGCAAAUGAAGGUUUAUAAAGCUACAACUCCCAUCAGCUUCUAGGCUCUCAGUGGAAGUGCGCUGUGACCCUGGUCCCAGCUCCUUUCCACAGCAAUGGGACAAAGCGUAACAGGGGCUUGGAGCCCAGUGCAGAACUUGGCAGCUGCUCUCAACUGCUAGGGAUGAUACCGCUGAGGUCCAGCUUCACAUGCCCAGAAAUCACUCACAGCAGUGGAAGCAGCUGCCCAAGUCAGCAAGGAACCUGGCCCUGGCUCCAGCCCAAGGGCUGUCAGGAGCUGUUAACGCACACAGUGCAGUGCUCAGAGUCCAGCCACAGGCCUGUUCCUCUGGACCUGAGGAAUGUCUCCCUGCAGCAGGGGUCAGAGGAUGAGGCCAAUAUGCCCCCAUGAGGCCUGGCAUUAGGCAUCUGAGGGAGGGGCUGACAUGCAGGGCUGUUAAGCCCCCAGCUUCCACAGCCUUUCAUGAGAGCAGGGGCCCCAGCACUGCCACAUACCCAGCCACUCCAGGAAGUGUCCCAAUCAGGAGUUAAGGGACUAGCUGAAGGCUCCCAAAGUAGACCAUUUAGACCACCACGCUCUAACAGAGCCUCAAAACCCACCCCCCCCACAUGUGAGAACUAGCCCCAUUACCCUCGCUGAUCCUGACGCAUGUGCAGCCUGCCUGGCCUAGGCCCUGAGAGCAGCCAUCUAUCCUGUUCACUGAAGAUGCUGCAAAAGGUGCACCCACUCCACUGGAACAGGCCUAGCCUGAGCACCCACCACAGCCAAGCCCCAGGCAGAAGCCCCUGUUACAGCCUGGGGAAAGGCUGCUGUGUAGACAGCAGCUAAGUGGGUUAAAGCCUCGGCCACCCCAGAGCUCUGCCCCAGUCAGGUCCCAGCCACACUACAGCGUUUAACUGCAGUGUAAAUGAAUCCCCCAGCUGUCCAGAGCAAGGGUUCUCUCUGCACCCCUGCAUAAAGGCUGAACAAAGCCCCAAGUGCCUCUUUCCAGGGGGCUGGGGCUGUCAGCGGUGUGGGGAAUUGUGCUCCCAUGGGACUGGCAAGCACUGCUGAAAUACUGUGGGAAAUGAACUGCAUGAGACAACUGGACCAGGAACCCAGGGGAGGUUUCUCCUUCCCUCAGGAUGCUGCCAGCAGA